Messenger RNA from Ipomoea triloba (trilobed morning glory), 780 nucleotides. RefSeq names its product expansin-like B1. The coding region runs from base 1 to 780 and encodes 259 amino acids. Lineage: Eukaryota; Viridiplantae; Streptophyta; Magnoliopsida; Solanales; Convolvulaceae. The transcript is spliced from 4 exons. The record is from RefSeq and is a predicted model, not a curated record. Gene Ontology annotation, cellular component: extracellular region.
AUGGAGAUAUUUUCUCUAAACAAAAUGACCCUCUUUCUCAGAUAUUUUUACACUUCAGUAUGCUUGAUUUUGCUCCUCUCAGCACUUUGCUACUGCCAACAAAAUUUCUCUUCAAGAGCCUCCUAUUACAGAACAAAUGACGAAAUGGGUACUACAAAUGGAGCGUGUGGCUAUGGCGAAUAUGGAAGAACCACCAACGACGGUCAGGUUUGCGCCGUCUCCACUCGGCUUUUCAAGAACGGUGCUGGUUGUGGAGCUUGUUAUCAGGUGAGGUGUAAGAGCAGUGGAUUAUGCAGUGAAGUGGGAGAAAAAGUAAUGGCGACCGACUACGUAGAAGGGCAGGAAACAGACUUCAUUCUGAGCUACCGCGCUUACACAGGACUAGCGAAGCAGCCAAGGAUGGCGGAGUUUCUGAGGGAGAAAGGCGCCGUGGACGUGGAAUUCCGCCGGGUUUCUUGCAAUUCCGCCGCCAAACUCAGGGUCAAGAUCCACGACAAUAGCCAGUACCCUCACUACCUAUCCAUUCUCCUCACCAACCAAGGCGGUGCCACUGACAUCUUCGCAGUUGAGAUCUACGAGGAAGAAACGUAUGAAUGGAUAUCGAUGAGGAGGGCUUUCGGGGCAGUAUGGGACCUGGCCAACCCACCCAGCGGAGAGCUGAAGGCGAGGUUUCUGGUGAGUAGCAGCGCUGCGGCGAAAUGGGUGGAGUCAGAAAAGGCAAUAAUUCCGGCGGAGUGGAAAGCUGGGCUCACCAUUGAGACAAACAUUAAACUUAAUUAA